CUGUAAAUCUGCCUUUCCAAUAAAAAUAAAUGAAUCUUAAAAACACAUGCCCGCUGGGCAGACCUCGCGGCCGCCACCUGCCCUGCCGGUCGCCCGCGCCCAACGCUCGGCUCGCGGGACGCUGGAGGCCCGAUGUCCUGCGUCCGCUCCCGGCUCGGCCUCCUGGCUGCCCUGGCGGCCUUGGGCGCCGUGGCCUUCGUGGGCUACUGCAUUUACUUCGACAGGAAGCGGCGCGGCGACCCCGGGUUCAAGCGUCGCCUGCGGGACAGUGAGUGCGACGGCCGGGCGGACCGGGCCCUGCGGGCCGCCGGGCGGGAUGGGCGACCGGGAGGACCGUGCGCCCCGGGCCCUGGGCGACCUGGGCUGCAGCCCUCCCGCCGAUGCAUUGUGUUUGCAGAGAGAAGAGCCGAACAGCGGAGGGCGGAGGCGCGGGGCGCACAGUUAUGGGAUCCAGCAAGGAAUGAAAAAUUGCAGGAAGUUUUCUUGCGUGAGAUCCAGAUGGGAGAACUCUGGCUGUCUAGAGGACAGCACAGAAUGGGGCUUGAACAUCUCACUAAUGCCCUUUUACUGUGCGGCCAACCACGCGAACUCCUCAAGGUUUUCAAAUACACACUCCCUUCCAAGGUAUAUGAGAUGUUGCUGCAGAGAAUUCCCCUUAUUUUCCAGGUAUCUCCUGAAGAAUUUAGGAUUAAACCUCCUGGAGGCUCCAAACAUUGUCAAGAGUUGGGCAGAUAAAGUGUACGUGUGUGUAGAAAGAAUGGAAAAGAAAAAGCAAAUAUAGUCUUAAAAAUGUUAACAGAAAAGUGAAAAGAAUAAACCUGUUGUGAGCCAGCGUUUUGAUUCCCGGGCCGCCAGGGUCAUUGGCCUAAAAUCUGAAUGACCUGAGAUCGUAAGGGCAGACAAGGUCUCUGCUUUUCCAUCUAAGCCUCAUCCCCAAGGUUCCUGGCAGUUCC
Ochotona curzoniae (black-lipped pika) is the source of this 953-nucleotide messenger RNA. It is a transcript of the gene TOMM20L, whose product is annotated as translocase of outer mitochondrial membrane 20 like. Gene Ontology annotation, cellular component: mitochondrial outer membrane translocase complex; mitochondrial outer membrane. Gene Ontology annotation, molecular function: transmembrane protein transporter activity. Gene Ontology annotation, biological process: tRNA import into mitochondrion; protein targeting; protein import into mitochondrial matrix. The record is from RefSeq and is a predicted model, not a curated record. The coding region runs from base 133 to 735 and encodes 200 amino acids. Lineage: Eukaryota; Metazoa; Chordata; Mammalia; Lagomorpha; Ochotonidae. The transcript is spliced from 4 exons.